AAUUAAAAAAAAAAAAAAGAAAUUACGAAGACUACACCCGCCCUUCAAGGGAUUUUCGCCCUACGAGAAGAAGCUGUCAGAGAUGAGUAACAACUCCCGGUGCAAGUUGGUGUGGAAGCACAGAGAGGGUGACAAAUGAAAGGAGUGAAGGAUUGGGGCGCAUUACUAGAGAAGGGCAAGAAGUGAUCAUUUAAUGUGUAAUAUCUGUAGAUGUGAAAGAAGAUGAGACUCUUAAUGGGCAGCAAAAAGAAGUCGGUGUGGCUGAAGCACAAAUUUGUGGGGAGUGGUUACUGGAUAUGAAGUUGGGGUUUGAUUGUAAAGAACCUUUGUGCCCAGAAAAUGCGCACUAAUUGAUGGCUUUUGAGCUAAGGAGUGCCAUAUACCAAUUUGUGUUAAUAUAGUGAGACUGGGGUCGGCCUCCAUUAGAGAAAUUGUCUUGCUUAUUCCUCACCCUAUUCUACUCCCUUUCCCGUGCCUUUCCCCUGGGUUCUCAUUUUACUAUAAAGGUACGCUCUAUUUCUUGUGGAUUCUUGUCUUAUUGUGGUCGCUUUCUUAGCAUCUGCUUACUGAGAAAAGUAGUAGGGAUUUGUAUAUAAAACGGGAGGUUAAUUAUCCAGUGAAACGCCUGCCUCCAAAAGAUGAUGGUCUUAUGGGUGCAUCUAAGGAAAUUUGGAAGUACUUUAAAGAAUAAUUUAUAUGAAAGACUGUUGUAGUGUAAUUCUAUUUAACAAUUUAAUUCACCUGUAAUAUUAAUUUCAUUUAAAUAUUUCUGGAAGAGUUUGUGAAUUGUGGAGGAGCAGCAAGCCUGGAGAUUAGAAAAGGAAAAUCCAAGGAACGAUUUUGUCUGCAGCACAGAAUGUCUUUACCUAGCCAAUACACAAAUUUAGUCUCCUUUAAACAUCCCUGUGGCGGAGGUACACUCAAUUUAAGUGUAUGAUUAUCAUAAGAACCACCCAAUAACUACAAUCUGUGCCCACCAGUGAAUCCCAGCCAGCUUCUAGUGUGGUGUAGUGAACUGUGUGUGGUUCCUUCUACUCGGGGACCAUGCAGAGAGCUUCACGUCUAAAGAGAGAGCUGAACUUGUUAGCCACAGAGCCACCCCCAGGCAUCACUUGCUGGCAAGAUAAGGACAAAAUGGAUGAUCUGCGAGCUCAAAUAUUAGGUGCGGCUGACACACCUUAUGAAAAAGGUGUUUUCAAGCUGGAAGUUAGCAUUCCUGAGAGGUACCCCUUUGAACCUCCUCAGAUCCGAUUUCUGACUCCAAUCUAUCAUCCAAACAUCGAUUCUGCUGGAAGGAUUUGUUUAGAUGUUCUCAAAUUGCCACCAAAAGGCGCCUGGAGACCAUCCCUCAACAUUGCAACUGUACUGACUUCUAUUCAGCUGCUCAUGUCCGAACCCAACCCCGAUGACCCCCUCAUGGCUGACAUAUCCUCCGAAUUUAAAUAUAAUAAGCCAGUCUUCCUCAAGAAUGCCAGGCAGUGGACAGAGAAGCAUGCAAAACAGAAACAAAAGGCUGAUGAGGAAGAGAUGCCUGAAGAUCUGCCAGAGGCUGGUGACUCAGAAGCAUGCAACACAACACAGAAAAGGAAAGCCAGGCAGCUGGGAGGCAUAGAAAAGAAAUUUCACUCUGAUGCUUAGGGGUUUGUCCUGGUUGUAGUUAAUAUAUUUUUUGUUAGGAUGUUCUAAUUUGCCUACCUCUCUUGGAUGUUUUUCUUUGUAUUUGAUGACAUUAUCAUCUUUCGUGUCCUAUAAGACAGACCUUGUGUAUUUACGUAUUCUGCUCUACACUGAUUCUCUGAGGCUAGUUUGUUUUAUUUAGCUUGUACAUAUGUAGUUUGAAACCUUUUAAACCUGAAAAAUAAAUAACCACUUAAUGUUGAGUAUGUGUUUAUUCUGAAUGUGUGUCUGGGAGCAAACUGUCCAGAAAGCUAUAUAAUAAGAAUGUUAAAAUAUUUGGAA
Molecule: messenger RNA, 1959 nt
Organism: Callorhinus ursinus (northern fur seal)
Lineage: Eukaryota; Metazoa; Chordata; Mammalia; Carnivora; Otariidae
Source: RefSeq, a predicted model, not a curated record